AUGAAUGAUUCUACGUUUCAAGAGUUUUGUCGUUUCUUCACUUCAUUUGGGAGCAUUAUUGAUGUCAGUUUGAUUGCCCCCUCUUCUAAUUUAAUCAUCUUGCAGCCAGUUUCAUUUUUGAAUAGGCUAGAUAAGCUGUUCUAUUAUUCUUCUGAUGACCCCAUUGUUACUAGUCAUGGAUUUGUUAGUAAGGCUACAGCAGAAGCCAUUUUUAAUGAAAAGGACGAAAAUGCAUUCAUUUUCAUGUCAUUCCUUGAGUCCUUACGUAUGGCUACCAAGAUUUUACCAGGCCAAGUUAGCAUUAAUCAACAGGGCUAUUACAUUCCUAAUAUUUGUAAUCGCCUGCCCCUCCUGCAGUGCAGUCCUACUUCACUUCAUCUGGUCCACGACAUGAAUAUUUCAUUGUCUCACUUUAAAGUCUCUUUCACUGCCAAUUUUUUGGAGUCAUAUCCCAAAGCUCAACUAGAUGUAUCCCAGACCCCUCACAUUAAUGUGACAAGGUUUUGUUCUCAGUCAGACGGUCUACUUUUUGAGCUCGUUUAUCUCGGGGAUAUCAUUGAGUUUCGUUUUUCUGAUCUUGAUAAAGAGCUGUUGUAUGACGUCUGUGAGCAUAUCAUCAUCAAAUGUCAUGAGAUAAUGAAUGAAAGUGAUGUAUUAUAUAACUUUGCAAUAAUGUGUGAAAAGCCUGAAUGUUCCUGUAAGCUUCAAAUGGAGCGCCAUGCUCUUCCUUUUGAAAAAGAUAAAUGCAAAGAAUGUGAAUGUUUUGUUGCCAUGUCCAGUAAAGAUAAGGAUAGGAUUGAAGUAUUUAACUGUAUAUUAAAAGAGUAUAAAAUUGAUAAGAAUAAAAUACUUAAUGGAGAUUCUUUCUCAUCUGAAGACGCUUCUAUUGUGUCAGAAAGAUUGACUGAGCUAUCAGCUGAAGGAGCCAAAGCUGUCUAUAGUGACUUUAUGGGAACAGCCUCAGAUAAAGACUGGAAAGACUGGAAGGUCUUCAUGCAAAUGAUACUUACCUGGGAAGCAGUGAAUAAAGAUGCAAAGAGACAAUUUUUAUCAAAGCUUCGGUCAAUAGAUUUAGCUAACAAGUCAGAUGCUGAUAAAAUACAACAAAUUGCUGACAGUCAAAUCAAAGGUUAUUACAGAGACAAGUCAGGAAAAAAUAAUUAAUGAAUGCUCAAGAGCUAUACUAGAUCUAUAUUUCUAUGCUUAAGCUUUUUGAAAUGCUUUUA
Molecule: messenger RNA, 1226 nt
Organism: Amphimedon queenslandica
Lineage: Eukaryota; Metazoa; Porifera; Demospongiae; Haplosclerida; Niphatidae
Exons: 4
Coding region: 1-1164 (387 amino acids)
Source: RefSeq, a predicted model, not a curated record